This is a messenger RNA of Hydatigera taeniaeformis, 1989 nucleotides long. Lineage: Eukaryota; Metazoa; Platyhelminthes; Cestoda; Cyclophyllidea; Taeniidae. The record is from the annotation of a GenBank genome assembly.
AUGCCACAUCGAAAGAAGGCAGAAUGGCAGCAUGUACCUUUGACGCAUUGCUGCUGCCAUUGUUGCGGCUCACCGAGCUUCACCUGUGGAAUGAGGGGAAGUCGUCAAAGCCGGAUUGACUCCUCCUCAAGGCGAGAUGGCACACUUCAUCAUACGUCGCCGUCGCAAGUCACACUUUAUAGAACACAUUCAGUCAGACGAAUCGCACCUUUGGAGUCGGCGUGUAACCCACCGCCACCACCUGACAAUCCCAUAACUAUGUGCUGUCAAACGAACAAUCCUGGUGAAACGGGUAUCUACUUGUCGUCGCCAUUUAUUCUCAAGGACGCUCCUCAUCGCUAUCGUUCUCCGUUGAAGUCUUGCUGCAGUCCAUCGAACCGCAACGUUCGUUUCUUUAGUUCGGGACGCCAACAGCAACAACGAACCCGCGCCGCAUCCUCCUGUUCCUCAGAACGCGGUGUGAUUUACCCCUCUAAGGGUUCCCGCAGCAGUAGCCUCGUACGAGUCUACUCUCGAUCUAAUUCACCUAUCUGUGAGACCAUUCUUACCUCCAGCCUACCCUCAAGAUCUGCCGGUACAGCUGCAGUUGCUUGUGAGUGCAACCUACCACCGGCCUGCUUACCCAAACCACGUAUCAGCUACCUGCAGUCUCUGAGACCUUUGACUUGUUUCCAGGCUUCCAAUAAUUGUGCAUGUAGCGGUUGUUGCUGCUGUGGUGUUCAAUUCCCACCGCCGCCUCCACCACCACCAACACCACUAGCACCAAAAAUGGUGCAUUGUGCCUCCUGCUGUAAUAUCACAGGAGUCGUUGACCGAUGUAUAAAUACAGAUCCGGAAUGUCAAGUUGUUGAGCAUUGCCAGAUCUCCCUGUGCGCACCAUCGCCUCCUUCAAGUUCCAAAACAGUUGACUGUGGAAGUCAGACUUGUGUUCCAUCGUCGCAAUCAACAAAAUUCGAGCAAUACGAGGCUACUUCAUGUCGUGUGGAACGCAUUACAACGCGAAAACGAACUGUUCCGCGGAGUUUUUCUUGUGUCCGGACGCCUGAUACCAGCUACUACCUUAGGUUGAUGGGGAGGAAAGAAGAUGACUUAUGGAAUCGCAUCUCGGAGUGUGAGAUGGACUUAGCGGCUUUCGAAUGCAUGAUGUGUAGCGAUGUAGUGGCGUACAUCAAGGACGCCAUCUACAAAAGUCGUCAGUUGAUCGAGUGUGAGUUUCAAAGGCUUCGACGUCUCUGCGACCCGGGGGCCUUUAGUUGCUGUCCGGAUGACUAUGUCAACUUAAAUGACGGUAAAAGCAUUCAGGAGUUGUGGAAUGAGGCGCAAAUCAAGCUGAGUGAGGUGUCGUGCAUGAUGGAUAGAAUAGAUAGGCUGCGAUCUUGUGGGAAUCUCCCUCCAGACGUCAGAACCAAAGAUUUGGACUCAAUUUUCUCAAAGUAUGGGCGUAUAGCAGACAUCGACCUGAAGCGUCGUCGUGGUCCCCCUUUUGCCUUUAUCGAAUAUGAAGAUGAGCGGGACGCAGAAGAUGCUGUCCGUGAUUGCGAUGGCUAUAAACUCGACGGUUACGCUCUUCGAGUUGAAUUCCCUCGUGGAGGGAGUUAUAGUUCGUUCCGUCGAGGGAGCGGUCGCGGUAGCGGACCAUCUCGUCGUUCGGAUUACCGUGUUAUUGUUACCAAUCUUCCACCAUCCGGUAGUUGGCAAGAUCUUAAAGAUCACAUGCGCGAAGCUGGAGAUGUGGGGUUUGCGGAUGUAUUUAAAGACGGUUCUGGUGUUGUUGAAUUUCUUCGAUAUGAGGAUAUGAAAUACGCCUUAAAGAAGCUGGAUGAUUCGAAAUUUAGAUCCCAUGAGGGUGAGACGGCGUACAUUCGCGUACGUGAGGAACGUCAGUAUUCUCGGUCGAGGUCACGAUCUCGAUCGUAUUCAUCGCCGAGGGAUAGAGGUCGAUAUUCGAACAGUCGUUCGGCUUCCCGUUCUUCUAGUGAACGGCGCUAA